Messenger RNA from Leishmania major strain Friedlin, 7149 nucleotides. RefSeq lists its product as hypothetical. The record is from RefSeq and is a predicted model, not a curated record. The transcript has a single exon. Bases 1 to 7149 code for a protein of 2382 amino acids. Lineage: Eukaryota; Euglenozoa; Kinetoplastea; Trypanosomatida; Trypanosomatidae.
AUGAACUCGCCACCCUCAUCGAAGGCGCCGGGCGCCGACUCGCCUCGCUCUUUCCGCGCAGGGAGUGAGGCGGGGACGGCGCGUAAACCGCUGCGCCUGCGCUCGCCGCCACCAACCGCGUCACGCCCGCCGCCGGCUGUCAUUUCUGCGUCCGCCUCCCUGUCGCCGCCACUCCCACUGCAUCGCUCAAGUAGCCUCGCCAACCGUCCAGCGCUACCAGGAGCUCGUCGGCUGAUGGAUUACUCACUACCGCCGCCGGACGCGGCGCACGGCAUCGCAGAGCUCGUCGCGCCACACGAGCUGCAGCUGUACAACACAGAGGUGCGCUCAUGUGGCCACCCGCAGCGACUCUACGUCAAGGUUCCAGUGAGCCCCAGCAGCAGCAUGGUAACUGAAAGGGACAAGCAAGGCAGAGGUGCACCGGUCCCCUGUACCGAGGGCACAGAGGCAGCGACCCCACGGCAUCACCCGGCAAGCAGCGUAGCGCAUGCCCUUUCGCCUCCCCUCGCCCCCGUCAGCAGCAGCAGCACCGCCGCCGACGCCACACCGCCGGCGAGGGACACUGCAUGCCGAGCUCCGCCACCGCCUUUAGCGUCCCCUGCGGUGUCGGUGUCGCCCUACGCAGCGGAGAGUGCACGGGCAUCGGUGGGGUCAGAGCCGCUACAGCUGGUAGUGACGGACGGGGUGCGUACCCCGGCCUCCUCAGCGUCCACCUCCCUCACGCCUGCGGCAACGGCGGAAACGAGCGCCAUGAAGCGUCACCAUGAAGACGAUGACGACAUGCGCGACCCCUACCAGACUCAGCUGCAGCAGCAGCAAGGCCGCGAAGGUAGAGAAAUCGGACCGCAGCCCUCGCCUCCUUUGGUGGAGCUGCACCAGCUGGCGAUGGGCGCCUCAACUUUCAUUCCAACGACCCUGUCGGCCCUCUCCUCCUCGCGUCACCGCUCCGUCUCGGGAAACACGGAGGAGCGCGCCAUCAUCGUGGUCGUGCCAGCCGAUGACGCCACCCAUAGCGUCCCCAUGCCAGCUGCGCCUGCCAGUGGUGAUGAGAAGAAGCUGCUCGUGCAGCUGACGGAGGACACUACACACCGCGGCACGAGCACCCACACGAGCCCUGCCGAGGUCCACCAACUGCAAGAGGGGGUCUCCUUGGCAGUGAUGCCAUCCUGGGCGAGCCACGAAGCUGCAGCAGUGGCCGAAGAGGAAGCGAUGCUGCCCGUGCACCUCUUCACAACGACAGUAAGGGAAGAGGUCUCGGCAUCGUCGACGCGGUCUGUCUCGCAUGUGCAGUCGUCGACGGAGAGGAGCGGCAUCCACUUCUCGAGCGCCACCGCAGCCACACUACCGUCCGCGCGUGUCGAGCGUUGGGUGGAGACCGAACCGGCCGUACCUGCCCCGUGGCAGUUUGCAGAGCACGCAGCCUACACCACCCCGCACUCGCAGCCCGGCCCGACAAGAGGCUCCUAUCCCUCCUCUGCAUCAGCAGCACCAGCAUCGACUGCGCCCUGUAGCACCGGCCGCGAGGAGCUCGUAGGUGCACACUUGAAUGACGAGGCCGGCGGCAGCGGCAACGGUGACAACCGCGAAGGCUCCAGCGACGUGCGCAGCCUGUCGGGGAGCGAGGCUGAGGCGUGGCUGUUGGACGCUUCAGGCCAGCCAUCGGCGACGGCAGAGGCGGAGCAGCAAGCGCAACUUUACGUGCUGCAGCCUACCGGAGCAGAGACAUCGGAGGUGCCUCUGUCGUCGGUGGGCAGCGAUGAGGAUCACCCGGCGGUUGUGCCGGUGGAUGCAAGUCGAUCGCCUGUCGCCCCCUCCCUCCCACCUGAGCCGUCGGCAGUGCAACACCGCGACAAUGUCAACGACGCGACGGCAACAGCAGCAGUGGCGGAACUGGUGCAGCAGCAGCAACAACAGCAUGCAAGGCGUGAGGACAUCGUCGUAGCCGACACGCGCAUUACCGCCCGCGACGGAAUCGACGAGGUUGUCGAAGGCAGUUGGGAGGAUGGAGUCGGGCACAUUGCGACGGUGCUCGCCGCGUCGCCAGCCGUGGUGACAGCGGACGCUCGCGCAGCAUCCUCGCUGACCUCGUUAUCGUCGUCCUCCCGUCCGAGCGUCCGCAUGGACAAGGGAACAGCCGAGCGCGCUGUCACCGCCGCUGCCGCCGCGCACUUCCCUGUGGAGAUGCUGGGGAACGAGGCGGAGAAGGCUCCCUUGGCCCUGGCUGCCCCGGAGUCUCCGGCUGCCCGCGGCGGCCGUGCAGGCGACGACGACGUAGAUGCUGCGAUGCCGCGCACAGGCGCGUCAGAAGACGUCGUUGCUGCCGCCGCUGCGGAUGUUGUGGCGAACGCGACGCGCACACGGCAGCCGAUAGACGAAGGUGAGGACUUCUCUGCGGCGAACGACCUCGAAAAUGCACCGCAGAACCAGCUGGUCGAUGCAGCCACUGAUGGUGAAGAGGUAGUCGUGGAGGAUGUGCGGGAGAAGCCGCACCGAGCGCUAGUCUCGCGCGCAGCGGGCGGGACGGUGCCUGCGACAUGUGUGGUGGCUCGCUCCUCCCCAUCAGAUCGCGUGCUUGUGUCACCACCGACGCAGCGCACAGUCCCUCCUGCAGUGCCGGCAGCGGUGAUCGACGGUGGCUACGGUGCCCAUGCUGCGCUGCGAGCGCGUGACGCACCGCCCUCGGCCGCUCACACAACCAGCAUGUGGCGCUGGCCCCCGCAGCCCUCUCUCUGUGACCGUAUCCAGUGCGACCACCAUCACCACCUGAGCGGCGGUGAGCAGGAGCAGUCGCGGUCAGUGGCUUCCCUCUUCCAACGCCACCCUGUCGCGCGUGACUUGUUGGCGGAUGUAGACGUCAUGAACGACGAGGAGGACAACGCAUGGGAGAAGUGCAGUGCAGAGCAGCCACGCAUCCCAGUCCGGUUCGAGGGCAGAGACAAUCCACUUGUGCCGCAGCAUGCAUCGUCGUCAGCAGCAGCGCCUCCGCCAAGUCCGCCCGCAGCGGACGUCGUUGAAGCGCUCGUGCUUGCGCACCGCCGCCUUAUCGCGGACGCGCCUCUCCACGAGCUCAUGGAGCUCGAGCGGGAGGGCCGGAGGACGGUCAUGCUCGAUAUGCUGCAAGACAGAGAGGCGGUACUGCAGGAGAAGGCCUUUGAUUUCAGCAUGCUCUCGCUGUUGCCGGCCCGCCCGUGGGCAGUCGCGGCGGCGGCUGCAACGGGUAGCCGGACAGGCACCGGUACUGAAACCAGCAGCAGCGUCGCCAGUGACGGGGCGGCGGCGCCGCGGCGGGCCUGGGUGCCUCCACUGCCGCCGUCGCCCCUCACCCCGGCCGCCUCCCCCUUCACGUCGAGGUCCGCAGCGGCCUCGGUGCUUGCGACAGUCACGGCGCCGCCACCGACGAGUCGCGAGGAGGUGGAGCGACUUCUACGCAUGCGUGGACUAUCCGGCAGCUUGUCGCUCGGCAUCGUCAGCGCAGCGCUGUUUGCUGACGAGCUGCUACGACGCGAAGUUAUCGAGGGUGCAGAGGCCAGUGCACGCACGAUUUUCCUGCGGUUGUGCCGGUGUGGCGCAGAUGCACUGAAUCCGUACAGCGUCGUGGUGCAAGAAACGCUGGCGCGCCAGCGGCUGAUGGCGACGGAGCGGCUCGAAGGUCAGCAGGUGCGGUCGCUGGAGAACUCGCCUGCAGCCGACACGUUGGAGCUGCUGAGCAUUGGCCGCGAGCUGGCGCUGUGUCGCAUGGCGGAAGACAGCAAACGGCGCGAGGUGAUCGAGAAGGCGGAGCAGCUGGGGCGGCAGCGGCUGCGAGAGCUGCACGUGCGUGGCCUGGCAGCGCGACUGCGCCAGCGCGAGCUGCUGCAGGCCUCCAUGGACGUGGCGCUACGCGAUGCCAUCGAUGACGUCGUGUUCGAUGAGACGCAGGCACGCGAGGAGCUUCGGGUAGAGGCGAUCCGCGCGAUGACGGUGUUGCUAGAGUCGGCGAGUGGCACAGUCGUGCGAGAUGCUGCGCGCCAGCGUCAACGUCAGCUGCAACAGCAGCGGGACGACGCGACACCGCAGCGCUCGCACGAGAAGGUGCGUCUUUCGGCGGCGGGCGUCAAGAACGGCAGCAGUGCAGCGCCGGGCCACGAGGGUGCAAGGCCCGCGGCGGCUUCGGAAAUCAGCGCGCCGGCAGGAGAGGACGUCGAAGACGGCAGCGACUGGGAGCUCGUGGAGGAGGUGGACGACCUUAGCGUUGGCGAUGAUGUUAUGGUUUUCGACGCAGCAGAGAAGCCAAUGACGUCGGCGACGGCGAAUACUUUUCCGGCUCUGGCGGCAGACGGCACACCAGACUUCUUUGAGUGGAACCCAACUUCGAACUCCGCCUCCUCUCUCUCGACGCAGCCAAAAGCACGCAAGUGUCGUCCGUCCUCAUCGCAGCAGCAGCCCCCGCAACAGCAGCACACGUCGACCUCUUCGCCUUCGCCGCACGUAACCAGCAUGACGGCGCUGACGGUUAACACCACAGCGGAUACGACAAGUGCCAUCAGCACCACAACAGCGAGCAGCGGGCAGGCGGUCGGCGGUGACAGCGGUGGUAGCGCUCCACAGGUGAAGCAGCAGGGCGUUGCCACCAACGAGAGCGGCAACACGACAUCUGAUGGCCGCAGGUCGCCGACGACGGUGCUGCCGUCGGAAGAGGAGCAGCAGCUCGUGCAGGGGCGCGAGCGUGUCAAUCUGGCUGAGGUGAGCGUGCUGCUGCACGCGCUGCGCUGCGCUGAGGCGGCGGCGCGGGAUAGGCACAAGGCUUCGCGCCAGACUGAGGUUACCGUCGAGAAAGGCAGCGCAGCACCAGCGUGGCCACAAGACCAGGACAACUCGGCCGCGGUGUCGGCUGGGAACCUUGACGGUGAUGCGGCACAGAGCAGCAACACACUCUCGAGGCCUCCCCUAAGCCAGCAGCAGUAUCAGGUGAUCAGCGUUGGCGAUGUGGUCGAUGCGCCACACCAGCCACGUGCAACGUCGCACUCGCGUCACGCCUCAACCACUCGCGGUCCAUCCUUCAUCAACCGCCACACGAUCCCCUGCUCCCUUGCCGACUCCCCUCGCUGCGGCUACGCUGCGCUGAUGCGCAAAUACACCCCGCAGCGUGAGUCUCAAUCGUCCUCGCCACUGCUCGCAGCUACCGCCGUCUCUGCCUCAUCGCCGUCGACGUCCUCGUCGAGUUCGUCCCGGCCGUACGCGGACGGCGAUGUAUACGCGUACGACCCGCAGCGGACGCGGCACAGUCGGCCAGCACGCCGGGCCGCGUUCGAGACAAAUCCCGAUCGCCGAGCGCCAUGGGAGCACUCCUGCGAAGGCAUCAGCGGCGAGGAGGCGCCUGUUGGUUUGUGCAAUGACAGCGGUACUGGCGCACCUGCGUCCGUCUACGAGCCAACGCUGCAGACGUCAGCGCGCGAAGUGUCUCCGGCCCAACGCCGCCGCGCACUCUCAACCUUAGAGCCAUCACACGUGCCCUCAGCAUCCACGGUGCCACUCGUGCUCGAGGUGAUCGCGGAGAUGCGCUCGACGCGGUCGUCGCCGGCGGCAGAUGUCACCGUGUCGCCCAUGAGCUCUGGCGCGCGCCUCAGUCAAAGUCCAACUCGUGCGCGCCCGCCGCAGGCGUACGCAGCCCCGACAGCUGCGUGGGCCAAGUACGUGCAGGAACAGCAGCUGGUGCAGUGCGUCAGAGACAGGGGCGCCGCCACCGUCGAUGGUGGCGGUCAGCGCGCCCUGCAUACAUCAUCUGCGACCCCGAUCAAGAACGGCGGCGCCGCCACCCACGUGAACCUGGAUCAGAGCGGCUGCUCUCGGCGUCGCUGGGGACAUGCGGCGGACCAUACAGUGCAGCACGUCAGCGCACCGCAAGCGCCGCUCCUCAUCACGCGACUACCACUGGAGUGUGGCCCCGGCGUGUGGACGUCAUCGCCGCGUUACGCGCAUGGCGGCGUGCACGUGGUUGCCACCACAACGCCGCCGCGCACGCGUCCUGCGCCGGCAACGCUAGCCGACGCCUUCUCCCAGGCGGCUCGAACGGGCGACGUGGUGCACUUGCCAGCAACUGUGGCGGAGCUGCUGCGGGCGCCGCAGCACACGCACCUCCCCUGUCCUGCCCCCGCCGCUUCCGCGGGGCCGAUGAAGGGGCCGUCGUGUCAGCUGGCCGAGGAUCGUCACGCGCCGCGCCAGCACCUCACCCCGUAUAACUACGUGGACGUCUUUUACAAGUACAGAGAUCGGUCACCCCGUGGCAGCGCUCCAGCAGUGCCCUCCUCGGCCGACGCGUUGGUGCAGCUGCCCUCGACACCGAGCGCCGCCUUCAUCUCCGCGCGCUGCACCGCCGUGCGUGAUCGCGAAAUGCAGCACGACCUACGGCAGCUACGGCAAGCACCGUCACCGUCGCACGCGCGUCGAGCGCCGCCGUCGCCCCCAGCCCGUGCAGGUCGCGGUGGCAGCAGCACACGCGUCGCAUCAUCGCGAAGGGGGUCGAGCACCAGCUCUGGCUCCGCCCUCAUCGCAACUGCGGCGGCAACGUGGGGCGAGGACGAGGUGCUGACAGACGCAUCGGCAGAGUCCGAAGAUUGCUACUUCGACGACGACGACGCCUUCGCGCUGCGGACGGCGGCAGCAGUGAGUCGCGCCGGGCGUCAUCGCGCGGUGGCACAACGCCGCCAACAGCAACAGCAACCGUCCCAUGGCGCGCUACGGGCCCCUGCCUGGUCUCCUGCAUCCCCGUCAGUCCCCCCACCACGUCAGCAGCGUCGUCAGAGUGCGUCGGAUGCAGCUAGCGGGCAUCACGGCGGCGAUGGAGGCCGUGUGCGCCCAGCCGGCUACCGGGUGCCUCCUGCGCCCUCCCCCUGCUCUCGCGUUUCGUCUCGCACGCCGCCGUCGUUGUCGUCACCAGCGUCACCAUCGACGGCUGUUGUGCCCUCCGUCGUCGCCUCCAGCUGGCGCAACACCCCAGCUCCGCCAGUGCCAGCGAGCCUGUGGUGCCCAUCCAGACACGGCAUGCUUCACAGCGGGCGGAGUAGUGGUGGUGGCAACACUACCCGCAGCAGCGGUGACCACAUCACCCGGCAAGAUCGGCGCGCGCCUUCCAGCGCUGCCGCACCGGCGCGUGUCGUCAGCAUUGCCUGA